AUGCAACUCAUCUGUUGUGGUCUGCGAAUUUGUGAACUUUGUAGUGAAUCUAAACUUAAACUCCAAAGACAAUGUCCAUUCUGUACCGCACCAGGAAUACCGGAGGUGAAAUAUGACAGAGGUUUUAGACGAGAACUCGAAUCCCUAUCGCUAAAGUGUCCCAAAUGCAAUGAUCAGUGGUUUGGACUUUUUACAGACUUGCCAAGGCAUCUAAACAACCAUUAUGAUCUUGAAUGUGAAAAUUGUGGCGAAAAAUUUAUUUUUUCGCAACAAGUAGAAAAACAUCUAAAUGAAAACUGCAAAAAACGUCUUGUCGAGUGCCCACUUGUCUUUCUGCAUUGCUCAAAUGAGGUGAUAUAUGAGCAAAUGAAUCAGCAUUGCUUAAGUGAUCAGCAUCAAAAUUGUUUAAUACAGUUCAUUAAAACAUUAAUUCCACAAACUUCUCAGAAGCACUCAAAUUUAGCGUUAGAAACACUACUUGACGAACAGUAUAGGCGCAUGCUAACAAAUUACAUAGAAAAAAUCGAUUCAAUAGUCCAAGAAAUAGAUCCGAUUCUUGGUAAAUGCUCACGUCUUAGCUCAGAAGGACAACAAUUUGAAGCAGGUAUCCAGGAAGUACGUGCACAAUGUGUGAAGUUCAAAGAAUCGUUUGAUAAAAAUGAAAAACUUGCUGAGAAUAUAAAUCAAAUAUUGGCGAACAUGAAUAAACUUCUUCAUGAAAUCAAGUCUAUGUCAAUGGUAGAUCUAAAAUUAAUCUCAUCUGACAACACAUACAAAUUCAAAGUCAAUAUCCUUUCAAUAAUUGAUAAUGAACAAGCAGUACAAUCUGAACCAGUUCACACAUCGCAAAGUGGAUACAAACUAGCACUAAGCUGUAGUAUAUAUCUAGAUCAACAGAAUCACGCACGUUACGUAUCAAUCUCUUUCAUAAUUCUUUGUGGAGAGUUCGAUACUAUUCUAUCAUGGCCAUUUGUAUAUCCAGUUACACUCGCUAUUCUUGACUUGACAAAAGCAAAAAGAAAUAUCGAAUAUUCCAUUCCAUGGCAUUCUCGAACUGCGCCGCUUCAUCAACCUCUAAGAAAUCAAAAUACUGUAAUUCACAUAGAAAGAUUUUGCUCUGUUGAUACUCUCAUCAAAAAUAGAAAUAGUUAUUUACAAGAUGACUUUAUUUUUAUACAAAUGCAUAUCGAUUUUAUGGAACCAGGUGCUAAUGUAACUUUUGAUAAAGACAGACCAAUGAUCACAGAAGACUCUAUCCAGCGUAGUAUUGUCACAAACAUCGCAACAAAAUGA
Rotaria socialis is the source of this 1293-nucleotide messenger RNA. Lineage: Eukaryota; Metazoa; Rotifera; Eurotatoria; Philodinida; Philodinidae. The record is from the annotation of a GenBank genome assembly.